GUUGCGAGGUGUCCUAGCGCCCGCUGACAUCCGGUCGUAUAUAUAUUGCCACGAGUUAGCGGCGAAUUUGGAGAGUGUCCAUUUUGAGCAGCGAGUCGGCGUCUCCGGUAUUUUUUUUUUCCCCCCACAAAUCUCUCGAAGAGCCCACCGUCAGAAUGGCAGACGCUGAUACUCUCCUCAUGGAGACAUCGGACCAGAACGGCAACGAGGGGGAAGAGGACCAGAACGGAGCCGAGCAGGAGCUAAUGGCGGGAGAGGAGGAGGAGGAGGACUGCCAGGACGUCCAGGAGGAAGGCCAUGCCGACGGCCUGGACAUCCAGGAGGACAUCCCAGAAGACAUCCAAGAAGACAUCCAGGACAACGGCGCCGAGGGUGCGGAUGGAGCCGAGGCGACCGAAGGCGGCGACGUGACCGAGGGCGCUGACGGGGGCAAGAUCGACGCCAGCAAAGGAGAGGAAGAUGCCGGGAAAAUGUUCGUGGGCGGCCUCAGCUGGGACACGAGUAAAAAGGACCUGAAGGAUUACUUCAGUAAGUUCGGCGAGGUGUCGGACUGCACCAUCAAGAUGGACUCCAACACCGGCCGGUCCCGAGGCUUCGGCUUCGUCCUCUUCAAGGAGGCCGCCAGCGUGGAGAAGGUGCUGGAGCAGAAGGAACACAGACUGGACGGACGUCCGAUCGACCCCAAGAAGGCGAUGGCCAUGAAGAAGGAGCCCGCCAAGAAGAUCUUUGUCGGGGGCUUGAACCCCGAGGCCACCGAGGACGCCAUUAGGGAAUAUUUCGGAGCUUUCGGAGAGAUCGAAACCAUUGAGCUUCCCAUCGACCCCAAAUCGAAGAAGAGGAGGGGGUUCAUCUUCAUCACAUACAAAGACGAAGCCAGCGUCAAGAAGUGUCUGGAGAAGAAGUACCACACCAUCCAGGGCGGCAGGUGUGAGCUGAAGAUCGCCCAGCCAAAGGAGGUGUACCAGCAACAGCAGUAUGGAGCAGGACGCGGCGGUGGAGGUGGAGGAGGCGGCGGAGGAGGAGGAGGUGGUGGUUAUGGAGGCCGGGGAGGCCGAGGUCGUGGAGGUCAAGGUCAAGGCUGGAACCAGAGCUACGGAAACUACUGGAACCCGGGAUACGGUAACCAGGGCUACGGCUACAGCGGAUACGGAGGCUACGGCAACUACGACUACUCUUCUGGCUACUACGGAUACGGUCCCGGUUACGAUUACAACCAGGGCAACGGCAGCUACGGGAAAACUCCAAGACGGGGGCCACACCAGACCGGCUACAAGCCAUACUGAUGAUCACAUGGCAGCGCAAGGACUCCAGUGAUCCAGUGAGACCGACGGCUGGAUGGAAACACUGACUCGACCUCUUUUAUGACAGAAGACCAUUUGUACAGAAAACAUCUGAAAUGUAACUUUUUCUUUGUUUUUGUUUUUUUAUCCUUUCAUUUUUAGGUUUUACGUUUCCCUUUGGUGUUUUUGUUUUUUUCUCUCGUCCCCCCCCCCCUUCCACAUUUCCAUCAAUGGAAGUGUAAUUUUUACUGUACUUUUUGGUACCUGUUUUGAUUCUAAUGUAUUGUAAGGCUUGUAUUUUACAUGUUUGCUGGCUUUACAGGUUGAAACUCUUGGCGCUGUAAAGGAGCUUUUUUUGACAAAAUAAACAGUUUUCAGUAA
This is a messenger RNA of Cyclopterus lumpus (lumpfish), 1661 nucleotides long. Its product is annotated as heterogeneous nuclear ribonucleoprotein A/B-like. Gene Ontology annotation, cellular component: nucleoplasm. Gene Ontology annotation, molecular function: RNA binding. The coding region runs from base 156 to 1283 and encodes 375 amino acids. Gene Ontology annotation, biological process: regulation of gene expression. The transcript is spliced from 9 exons. Lineage: Eukaryota; Metazoa; Chordata; Actinopteri; Perciformes; Cyclopteridae. The record is from RefSeq and is a predicted model, not a curated record.